GGAAGGUCGACAACAUCUCGCGAUCGAUCUACGACAGGAGGCCCUCACGCACAAUAAACUCACAAAGCCCCUCUUCCACGCUCUCGCCACCGGGGCGCGAGAAUGCGCGACUCUUCUAUACGUUUACGAUUUCGCAGAGGCUUACUUCGGUAAACAACCACUUCGCCAGAGCAACCGCCCACUCUCGCCAGCGGUGAUCAUGCACACCACCUCAAAUACAUCGCCCAGGUCUCUACUUCAUUGCCAUACUACCAUUGGAUCAUGUACACCGAUCGUUCGAACGCAAACAACAACGGACGGCCAUUGAAGCCGACGCUGGCAACCACGCGCACCGCGAAGACUCCUGUUGCUCCUCGUCUAGCCCCUUCACUUGCUUCAGCCGGAUCCGCACAAAAUGGACGCCCUGCGCGCACUACGAUAUCUACGCCUAAGGGCAAUAGUGCGUCGCAAGAUGAUCGUACGCCCCUCAGACCCGUCUUAAACAGCAACGUCACUCCUCGUUCAUCUGCUAGGAAAUCCCGAGUGGGGUUGAGUAGCCCUGGCUCAACUCCCAGCGUAACGCCGUCCGCUACGCCGAGCAGUACACGUCCGCCUUCUACGAUUGAAGUUCCGGUCAAAGAACAGGGCCCUGGUUUGGGCGGGUUCGGAAUCAAUGGCUCUCAAAGUGCCCCAGGCUCGAACAGACCGCGGAGCAUAAAUGGGGGAAUUCAAUACAUUGCCACACCGACACCUAGGCCGCCCUUGGGAAAUAUUUACAGCAACACUGCUGUGGCGGAUGCGGGUGUCUCACGUGCAAAAUCCCCCAAGUUCUUUCACGCCAACGACGCUCGCCCUGUGGAAGUGACCCCUGUUCCCAAGAAGGGUCCGGUCUUCUUCUACGCAAAUGGGGAGCAAGAUACAGAUGCGAACCAGGAACUACCCUCACCCCCUCUCUCAGCCGCUGGUAGAGCUCCAUAUGAGAGCAGAUUCUUUCAUGCAGAUUCUUUACCGGAGCCGAGAGGUUCCUCCCCAGUGCUUACUCCUUCCUCCGUCUCGGCAUCUCUAGAACCCUGGACGAAUGGCAAUCAACAACAUAAAUCACCAUCUCUGCGUCCUCCAUCGCCCCCCAAGGACAACAUCCACCUGUCUUAUAGGAAGGGCGCGUCUCAGGUUAUUCGCCCAAACCUUCACACCAGGACGUCAGCGUUGUCGCUCCUAUCGGGCCAUUCACAGGGCCAGGAGUCAGAUUACAGCGCAUCGAGACGGAGAUCUAGCGCAACAUCAUCGGCUGUCAGGCUAGGUCAUGGUAAAAGCGCUAGCCUGUCAUCUAUCGAUUCUGUAACACCGAGGAAGACUCCACUUAAUGAGCUAUCGACCAUCGGCCCCAGUCCACUUCAUAACCAAGAUCGUGCGGUAAGCGUUGGCUCAGUACCCGAGAGUCCAGCAUCCGCGCCUGGACCCACGACAGAGACCCUGUCGGGUCUACCAACACCCAGUCCCCAGAGCCCCGUCAGAAGUGGCCAAGGCACUUACGAGCAUAUGAACGAUCUUGCUGCUAAUGCGCGUCGAGAGCGCAAAGUCCUGGACCUUGAAAUCAGCAAUUCAUCUUUGCUUGCUAUCAAUCGACAGCUUGAAAAGGAGGUCCGGAAACAGAAGGCUGAGCUGAGGAUGUUUCGUCGCAUGAGUCGAGCCGGUCGAUUUUCGACGGAUACAGCUGGCUCGUUCCCUGAGACCUUCUCUGCUAUCGGAGCUAGAGAUCUCGGCGACUUGUCGGAUAUGUCCGAAGAGCAAGGAGAUGCAGAGGACGAGCCGGAAUAUAGCAGCGAGUCCUCCUUCGAUGAGGGUACUAUAAGCCCCACCGUACUUGCAGAGAGAGACGCCGCAUAUCUACUCAGAGACGAAAAGCGGCUGCAACUGGACCUCACCAAGCAUAGAGAGCUCCUCAUAGACAGCCAGAAGAUGAACCAGAGCCUCAAACGAUGUUUGGAUUGGACAGAGUUACUCAUCAAAGACGGGCGUAAGGCAUUGGCCUACCAAGUAAGGGUUAGUGACGUACAGCUUGGAGGACGCGUCCUCAGUACAGAAGAAAACCCUGACAUGGAAGAGGAGGGUGUUUCGAAAGCGUUACUGAGCCCUUGGAGUCCUGCGCACGGUAUCACCGAACUCCUGGACCAGGCAUCACUGGCGGGAUCCCAAACGGCAGAUUCGGAUCAUGACGUAGAUGUGAACGGGCAUGAACCGGCCAUGCUUGAGACGCAUAGCAAUAUCAAUGUCCUGGGAUCCCCUCUCCAAGACACGACUUCGUGCUCCCUACCAUCAUAGACGGAAGCCUGGGGUAAACUCUAUGAAGGGCUUCUACUUGCUUAUUCCUUUUGUCAAUGCCUAAAUAUUAGGCAUGAACUCAGGCCUCGCAAACCUCAGUCUUUUCGUUUCCUAUUUCGUUGUUUAUCACCAUUGGCGUAAUCGGCAGAACACGUUGAGUAAGAUCUCAACGCCUUAUGACCCUUUCUUUUGUAUAACUGGCAGAUAUCAUGACAGACGCCACUGGCGUUCAUUGUUCAUAAUUGCUGCUAGGGCCUUGUCCUCUCGUUUGUCCGCUUGCAGAGGGGGUCAAAGUGUUAGGGAUUUUGUAGUUGGAGCAUACCCCAGCCUGGCGACUGUAUUUGUAUGUGUAGUUUUAUGAGAUACCCCGUAGUGUUUGGCAGAGUUUUGCGAUAUUAUUAUAUGGAUUAUCCUU
Molecule: messenger RNA, 2716 nt
Organism: Westerdykella ornata
Lineage: Eukaryota; Fungi; Ascomycota; Dothideomycetes; Pleosporales; Sporormiaceae
Exons: 2
Coding region: 262-2301 (679 amino acids)
Source: RefSeq, a predicted model, not a curated record